AUGCUGAAGCAUCCCAAACUGCCACUGCCACUGCUCCCUCCAUUGCUCUCCCAUACCUGUGUGCACCCUUUGGUUGAGGAACUGCCCUCAAAAUUCACCACCCCUACCCACAUCAUCACUGCCAAAAUGAUUAUGAGAGAUCCGGCAGUGCUUAUGGCAUUGAAGGAGUGGCCAAACUUUGACAAGAUCAGAGAUGCAACAGAUGCCAAUGUUGCAGACCAUCCAUGGUACCAGAUUGGAAGGCCCAUCAAUAAGGGUAAAGGGCAUGCGAUUCCAUUAGACCCACUUCAGACAAGUGACAAUGCUGCUGCCACCACCAAGACUUUGGAAGAACCCUGGCCAUCAGCCACAAUAUCCUCAGAACCCACCACUCCCACACAGCAGACCCAGAAGCAGCAGGCAUCUGCUAGAAGUAUGACACCUGCCACUGGCAAGACCACCACCUCAGCCACUCCAAGCUCCUGCAGGCAAAUUUUCAAUGGAGUGGUCAUCAUCACUCCAUCCUGGCAGCAGUCAGGUUGGCAGACAUCAAGCCUGGCAUCCCAGGGGGCAGCAACAUCCCAAAGCCAUCUCACUACCCCAUCCUGCCCAGUGACCCCCAAUGCCACCCCAAUGGAGCAUAUGGAAGAGGAGAUCACAGCAUUGUGGCAGCAGCAUAUGGAGAUGGCACAUGAUCUGCUAGAUACCUGCCACAAGCUUGUCAAUACCCAGCAGGCCCUUGCAGAUACCCAGACCAAGUUGCAGACACUUUGCAAUGUUGCCAAGGCCUUACGCCAGCAUCUGUACCUGUUGCCACACUCCUCACCUGAUGCACCUGGACCCUCCCACCCCUCCCCCAUCACCUUUGCAAUUACAAGUCAUCAAGCAGUCAUUCCCACUGAUGGUGCAAGGAUACUUGACCUUGUGCCCACUAUGAUGGUCCAGGAGGUUGCAAUUGAUACCAGCAUCCUCCAGAACCUCCCAGGUGAUAUGCUUUUAGCCCCUUCUACUCUCCUGCCACCCCUGCACUGUUUUGCAUACUCAUCCACCCCUGGUGUAGGAGAAGCCCAGCCCCCUAUCUAUGUCUCUUUGGGUGCAGUUGCCAACCAUGCUGGUGGGGAUGAUGCCAAUGAUGAGGAUGCCGCUAAUUGGAUGGAUGUAGAUUAA
Molecule: messenger RNA, 1146 nt
Organism: Pisolithus orientalis
Lineage: Eukaryota; Fungi; Basidiomycota; Agaricomycetes; Boletales; Pisolithaceae
Exons: 4
Coding region: 1-1146 (381 amino acids)
Source: RefSeq, a predicted model, not a curated record